Messenger RNA from Lingula anatina, 3767 nucleotides. RefSeq names its product H(+)/Cl(-) exchange transporter 7-like. Gene Ontology annotation, molecular function: chloride transmembrane transporter activity. The record is from RefSeq and is a predicted model, not a curated record. Gene Ontology annotation, biological process: chloride transport; transmembrane transport. Gene Ontology annotation, cellular component: intracellular membrane-bounded organelle; lysosomal membrane. Lineage: Eukaryota; Metazoa; Brachiopoda; Lingulata; Lingulida; Lingulidae.
UUUCAGCGGUGCGAUCAUUAAGUCAUUGUACUUUUCGAGAAUGCUCGGCGACGACGAGAAAACCAAAAUGAAAGAAGACAAUUCAGAGGAUAAAAAAGAGACCCAAACACCCAGAAAAGGGGGCAAAGUUAAGUUCACUGUAACACCAGUUCACUUAGAGGAUGUAGCAGGCCCAUCAGAUAGGCCCCAAAACGGGGAGAUUAACCAAGUCUGUACGUCCGAUAACACAGAGGAUGAGGCCUCCUGCGACAAUGAAUCUCUAACACAGAACAGUAUCACUAGAAUACUGUCUUCAAAAUUCAAGGAUUUCAAGAAAUACAGAGAAAAUGAAAAAGAUGAAAAAACAUCAAAUGACCCAAAUAGCCCACAAGACAAACAGAAAAGCCCUCUUCUUGUUUCAAAGCGGACACGUACAGCAAAACCACCACCACCCGCUGGCAAGAAGAGACCAGAUCUUAUCCGAGAAGAAUCUGAUUUGUCAGAUCAGCUGACAACCGCUGAUAAAGUGGGUACAGUGGUGGAAACCAGUAAUAAGCCGCAGAAAUAUGUUACCAUAGCAAUGCAAGACUGGUAUCCAGGCGACGGACAGGGUGACACAAUCACUUCUGCUCAGAGUAGUAUAACCCGGUUGCUGUCUAAGAAAUUUAGGGGAUUUAGAAAAUAUGUUGUGGAAAGUGAACAGUUUGCUCCUGAGGAGAGACCAGAGGUUCUAAAGCCAAUGAAGAGGUUGGUGACCACUUACGAGGGUCUUGAUUAUGAAAUUAAUGAGAACUCAUUGUUUCAAGAAUAUCAGAACAGUUUAGAAUAUAAGAAUAUACAAUGGCAGUGGCUUAGCAGAUGGAUUGUAAUGUUUCUUAUUGGUUUCUGCACAGCGCUAGUGGCCGUUGGCGUAGAAAUGUCUGUGGAUUAUAUAGUUCAUUAUAAGUUUCUUGCUCUGCAAACAUUAACAGAUGAAUGCACAGAUUCUCAGACUCCAGGCUGUCUUGCAAUCCCUCUGGUGGUGUGGGUGGUAAUCAAUUGUUUCUGUGUUGUCUUGGGGUCAGCACUAGUCACAUAUCUAGAGCCGAUGGCUACAGGGAGUGGCAUCCCACAGGUGAAAUGUUAUCUGAAUGGUAUCAAGAUGCCAGGUCUAAUGACCAUCCGAGCCUUGCUGGCUAAGGCUGUGGGUGUGGUCAUGUCCAUAUGUGGAGGGUUGGCUUGUGGGAAGGAAGGGCCUAUGAUCCACUCCGGUGCCAUAGUGGCAGCUGGUAUUUCUCAGGGACGAGCCAGGAGGUGCGGCCGCAGGUAUGAUCCAAGGAUUUUCAAGUUUUUGCGUUCUGAUCACGAAAGGCGGGACUUUGUGUCAGCAGGAGCAGCUGCAGGCGUCGCUGCAGCAUUUGGUGCCCCUAUAGGUGGUGUCUUAUUCAGUCUGGAGGAAGGUGCAAGUUUUUGGAAUCAAAUGCUAACCUGGAGAAUGUUAUUUGCCUCCAUGACAGCCACUUUUUCUGUCAACAUUAUUCUAAGUGCCAUUCACGGUAAUGCUGCUGAUCUCUCCAAUCCAGGACUGGUCAGUUUUGGACAGUUCACCGACAUAACAUAUGAUACAAUAGAAUUCCCAAUAUUUAUUCUUAUGGCAGUGUUUGGGGGCCUUACAGGGGCACUGUUUGUAAGGAUGAACUACCACUUGUCUAUAUUUAGGAGAAAAUUUGUCAGAAAAAAAUGGCUGAAAGUGUUGGAGGCAGUGGUGAUAGCGGCAGUCAGUGCAGUGACGGCCUAUUUUCUUGUUUAUACUUGGCAUGGUUGUAAAGAUAGUUUGGAGAAGAAGGAUAUUCAUGAUGAUAUGGGUGUGAAGUUAUUUUGUGACUAUGCAGAGAAGAAUGAGUUUUCUGUGAUCUUUUUCAAAUCUCCAGAAGGCAGUUUGAAAGGCAUGUUACAUGAUGAAAAUUUUGAGCCAGGGACUUUAGCACUACUGGCUGUGUACUUUUACUUUCUGACCUGUUGGACGUAUGGUCUCAGCGUGUCCAGUGGUGUCUUUAUCCCCUGUCUGCUGACUGGAGCGGCCUGGGGGAGGCUAGUGGGACAGGGCCUUCACAGACUGAUACCUCACUUGGUCCAGGCCAACAAUGUGAGCAAGUAUGCCCUGAUAGGAGCUGCCUGUCAGCUAGGUGGUAUUGUCAGGAUGACCAUCAGCCUCACUGUGAUCAUCAUAGAGUGCACAGGAGACAUCACGUUUGGUCUUCCCAUCAUGUUUACGCUGCUCAUCACGAAGUGGACUGCGGACUUCUUCAAUGCAGGGAUAUAUGACAUGCACAUCAUGCUAGGCGGGUUGCCUUUCUUGUCAUGGGAAGCUCCUCCACUGUGUUACAAUGUCAAAGCAAGGCAUGUGAUGGCACGCCGUGUAGUGACCUUGAACUCUUUGGAAAAAGUCGGCACCAUGAUUGACAUGCUUAAAGAUCGUAAGAAGCGACAUUCAGGCUUUCCUGUUGUGGAAGCUAUUGAUGGAGAAAAGGUGAAGCCUAAGACAUACGGCAAGUUGAUAGGAUUUAUGCUCAGGUCACAGCUCACAUAUCUUCUAAGAGAAAAGGGCCUUAGUUUUUCCAAUGGUGUUGCUACCCCUAAACCAUUCAGUCUCCAAGACUUCAUGGAUGCCAAGUCUAGAAAUCUUCCUGUAGAGAGUAUGUUGACAGAUGAGGAGAGAGAAUGUGUUCUUGACCUUAAACCUUUUAUGAAUCCAUCUCCCUUCAGCGUGGCAGAGAUUGCGUCACUUCCCAAGGUCUUCACUUUAUUUCGAGGUUUGGGACUCCGCCACCUUAUAGUGGUUAAUGAUGAUAACGAGGUGAAAGGCAUUAUAACAAGGAAGGAUUUAGCAAAGUACCGUACCAUUGAUAAGAAAGGAAAGUUAAACGUAGUGGAACUGGACAUGAAAGAAUGGUAGUGAUAGCCAAAGAAAUCCAACCAUGGAGUGCCACAAAUCAAAGCCAAUGUUCCACAAUAUGUCUUGUGGUUUUGUUCACACUCACCCGUCACCGUGAUCAGUCGAGAAAUAUAAAACAGAUAAAAUGAAUCUGAAAAACAUAAUUAUAACACUCUAGUCUUGCUUCAUGAUAAUGGGAAAAAAUCAAAAUCUCCACUGUGGUGUUUUAGUCAUCUUUUGGGGUUUUUAGAUUUAUCAGCAGAUCAAGGUAACAGCCAACUAUGAUUUUGUUUUCUUCAUCUGUGACAGUCCUGCUUGAAAAGGUCAUUACAUCACUGCCAUGUCCAGUCAUAUCAGUACACCAAGUAUAUAUAGACCAUAAAAGAUGUCUCUUUUUUUAUAAAGUUUCUUAAAUCAACGCCAGUAAUUUUAAGAUUUAGUUUACUUAUAAAAGCAGCAUUUUUCUGAGAUGCUCACUUGUGCUAAAUCUACUUGUUUUAAAUUUGUUUACAAAUAUAUUGUGAUACUGUUAAGGGCUUUAGGGCCAAGGUAUCAUUUUGUAAUAUGAAUUAUUCAAAAUAUUGUUUAUAUUUGUCUUUAAGUGACCUGUUUGUAUUUGUAUUUGUAUUCAUGGGACCAAGGGUUUGUCUCAUGUAAGGAGAUAAAUACAAGUAACAGGCAUAUAGACUUAACAAAUCAUCAUAUUGCAGAAUAAUUUUAAAGCUUUUGGUAUAACUUUUGUUCAAGUUAUUUAUUCAUAUUAAUGGUAGUAAUUGAGACUAAAAUGUAUUUAUGAACUCUGGCCCAUUAGUUUUGAAUCCCUGUAGACCUGUUUUCUGUUAUGUAGCUUUGAUUUAUAGUUUUUAAAGACUGU